AUGUUGAGAGCUACUACAAGAUCCACACAUUUACCCAUAAGACUUCUUACGACUUCUAAUAGAGUGACUUUUCAACAAAAGAACUCCAUAUUGGAUAAAUACAAAGCUGAUCAAGAAACCAUUGAAGCACCAUCAAAAUUAGCUGCAGAAUCACAUUUACCUUUUAUAAAACAAAACUUAUACAAAAAGGAACCCCGUCAGCCGAAAUCCAAAGCUCCAUUCUUAUCAGAAUAUGAAGACAAGAAUGCUCAGUUAUCUGGUUGGAAAGAAAAAGUUGGUCAAUUUGUUAUUUCUACCUUUGGUGUUGAUAUGGACAAAUCAAGAAGUGGGCCAGUUGCUGGUGGUUUGUAUUUUGCUGAAUGUAAAAAACAAGCUUUAGUUUAUCCUAAUGAACAAUUAAGUGAUACUGCUAAAUUUUAUUAUGAAACUUUAAACUUACCAAGAUCAUUCUCACAACAAGUACAAAUUAUCAUUUUACAUUAUUGGAUCUUGUCAGUUAGAAUGAGAGCUAUGCCUUUCAAAUAUGGUAGAGAAUAUCAAAAGAAAUUGGUUGAUCGUAUUUUUAAUGAUUUAGAAACCAGAAUGGCUACUGAAUUGGGUAUUAAAUCAAACAGAACCAUUGAAAACUAUUUAAAGGAUUAUCAUUCUCAAAUGUUAGGAGGUGUUUUGAGUUAUGAUGAAGGUUUAAUGACCGAUGAUAUCACUUUGGCAUCUGCUUUAUGGAGAAAUGUUUUCAAUGCCAAUGAAAAUGUUGAUAUUAGACAUGUCGAAGCCUUAUUGGUUUAUGUUAGAUCUCAAUUAUAUGUUUUAAACAAAAUGACUGAUAGAGCAUUUGGAUUUGGUAAAUUCAAAUUUGUUCCUCCUGAUCAAGUUGUUCAACCAAUAUCAAAAGAACAAGAAGAGUUGAUUAAACAAAAAACUAAAGAAGAAUUUGCUGGUAUGACAUUACCUUCCCAACAAAGUGUUUUGUCAAUGGAUGAAUAG
Molecule: messenger RNA, 984 nt
Organism: Candida tropicalis MYA-3404
Lineage: Eukaryota; Fungi; Ascomycota; Pichiomycetes; Serinales; Debaryomycetaceae
Exons: 1
Coding region: 1-984 (327 amino acids)
Biological process (GO): mitochondrial respiratory chain complex III assembly
Cellular component (GO): mitochondrion
Source: RefSeq, a predicted model, not a curated record